Messenger RNA from Aptenodytes forsteri (emperor penguin), 1986 nucleotides. RefSeq names its product PX domain containing 1 (gene PXDC1). The coding region runs from base 1 to 468 and encodes 155 amino acids. Lineage: Eukaryota; Metazoa; Chordata; Aves; Sphenisciformes; Spheniscidae. The record is from RefSeq and is a predicted model, not a curated record. Gene Ontology annotation, molecular function: phosphatidylinositol binding. The transcript has 4 exons.
AUGCUCACAUUGUUUACUUUGUUUCUAGGGCUCAUCACAAUAAAAGAAGCCCAUGAUAUAGAAGCCAGACUUAAUGAAGUGGAAAAGCUUCUGAAGACUAUUAUAAACAUGCCCUGGAAGUAUUCAAGAUCUGAAGUCGUCCUCACGUUCUUUGAGAGAUCUCCUUUGGACCAAGUUCUAAAAAAUGACAAUGUCCAUAAGAUUCAGCCAAGCUUUCAAAGUCCAGUUAAAAUAUCAGAAAUCAUGCGAUCAAAUGGAUUUUGUUUAGCCAACACUGAAACAAUAGUCAUUGACCACAGUAUACCCAACGGAAAAGAGAAGCACAUGGAUGUAGAUUCAGCAGAACACUUGUUUGAAAGUGUUAGUGACUUUACCUCAGAACUAGAAGACAGUGAUGAUCCAACAGCUUAUGUCACCAAUUUGACAUACUACCACCUGGUCCCAUUUGAGACUGAUAUUCUGGACUGAGGCUGCUCAGUAAUGCAGUCAGCCAGCAUCCAGCCAACCUCUUUGUCCAUAGGCUCUGCUAUCUCUGGCAUUGCAUCUCUGUGAAUAAGGCUGUGCGGACAAGACCAACAGCGGAGAAGUUGCAGCAGGUAGGCCACAAAGCUGGUUUUGCAGUCUGGCCCUCCGUUGUGUGUUAUGGAGACAUCUUGUAAGGACGUAACUGCUUCGCUGUUGACAACACUCGUUUUCCAUGAAAGCAAGGCAGCAGAGGCAUCUUGGGGCUCAAGGAAAUCUCUGCUAUGUCCGUGGGAAUUGCCACUCCAACGCAGCCAUCGGAAACUUGUGCUGCAGUACACUGUCACCCAUGCUCCUUGGCUUGCAGUGCAAAUUGAGGCUUCCUCUUUUAGGAUACCAUCAGAAACUUCCCCAGAUGGCGUGACCACACUUUUUAUGCUACGUAAGCAAGAAGGUGAGCAAACCAGCUGAAUUUUGUCAGUUCCCUCUGCUGUUGCUUAACGGAGGUCUUGCGGGUCACUUUUUGCUCAGCUACCGGAGCCUUACACAAGAUGUCAGAAAUACCAUUGAGUGCCUCCAGGAAACAGAACACAUGAGCUGACCGCUUUACUUCUUUUAAUCACGGGUUUUAUAUAAUCACUGAAGAGGCUCUUUCCUGGAAUAGUAAAGCAGACAGCAGCUGGCAUUGCAAUGGACUGUGUAUGAUGUUCGGGUACCUGUAUGAUUUCAGAGGUCUGGAAAGCUGAUGGGAAAGCUGAGCUGCCAAGCCUAAGAAGGCUCAAGGCUAUGGCAGGCACUUGGAUAUGAUUUUUUUUCAUGUGGACCAGCAAACGUGAAUGGUGCUUACAGUUGUUUAUAUCAGAGGGAUAAUUCCCUAUGCAUAUUUCUCCCCAGAGGAUGGGGAGGAAGACAAUGAGAUUUAUGUUGUGUUUGGACUGAAAAAGAAUGAUAAGCUACAGUGUGUCUACAGUGGUAGGAAAAACUAGCUCUCUCCACUGCCGGCCUGGCUCAAGGAGUCUGUCUAGCUUUCUGAGAUCUGCCUGCGGGGCUGGGUGCAGGCCUCGUUGUCAUGUAAUGCCAUGGAUUUCAGUGGAGGUAGGACAGUGGGAGCAAGAGAGGGAUUGGACCCUGCAGCCUCUUGACUACUGGGUAGCGCAACGUUAAAAUCUCCUUGGGGCCUCUCUCUUGCGGAGCGCUCCAAAAUCCCGGCUCUCACUGUGAGUGCUCAACACUCGCCAACGUGACCUUUCAUUGAGCUUUUUGCGAUCUGUUUGCCAACAUGAAUUUGAAGGGAUCGAAAUGAGAAGGAAUGCAUUUUGGACUUGUUUCUUGGUAAAGGGGCGUGCUUGGUCCUGGAGAAGUUGAUACAACUCCCUUCUGCAGACUUUUCAUUUCUAUCUAUAGAAUAACAGUCAAACAGAAUUUGCUAAUGUAAAUAAUAAAUUAUUGAGAAUCCUAAUUCUUUUACACAGUAUGUUUUUAAAAUAUAUUUUAAUGAAAUAAAAUAUAACUCACCUUCAGUAC